UGCCGAGAUUCGACUGUCUGCAUUUAGGCUGGUGGUUUUGACGUGCGGAAGAACGUCCGCCGAAAUGAGGUGUCGAAGGUUAAAUAAACAUUUACGCCUUUGAAAGACGAGAUACGACUGCCCUUCGCCAAGUUGCAGGUGGAUUCGACGGAGAACCAUGUCGCUACUAGCGGAUUUUGUCGUUGUGACCGUGUCGCAAGUGGUGUUCUUCGCGGGCGGCUGGGUAUUCUUUAUGAAGAAGCUAUUCAAAGACUAUGAGGUUCAUCACCUCUCUGUACAGCUACUAUUUUCUAUAACUUUCUCAUUGUCUUGCACGAUGUUUGAGUUGAUCAUAUUUGAGAUCCUGGGCUUCCUUGACACAAGUUCUCGAUAUCUCCACUGGAAGCUUGGAUUGUACGCCAUUUUGUUUAUGCUAAUAGUGUUUCUUCCAUUUUAUAUUGGCUAUCUUAUAAUCAGCAAUGCACGUUUUGUACGUGCGAGGCUCGUCAAGCCACUUGCACUUGGUGCGUGGCUCGUGUUCGUCUAUUUAUUCUGGAAGAUUGGAGACCCGUUCCCAAUCCUAAGCCCAAAACAUGGCAUACUCUCGAUUGAGCAAGUCAUCAGCCGUGUGGGUGUCGUGGGUGUCACGCUUAUGGCUGUGCUCUCUGGAUUUGGUGCAGUCAACUACCCAUACACCUCUAUGGCCUACUUUAUGAGGGUAGUUACUCUCACCGAUGUGCAAAACAUGGAGAAGAAACUCCUUCAGACGCUUGAUGUAAUCAUCAUGAAGAAGAAAAGGAUCGCCCUGGCCAUGAGGGAGAAGCAAAAACUGUCGGCAUCGGGUCGUCAAACCACCGGCAUCUGGGGCAUGCUGCAGAGCGUCACCUCAUCUGCAGCCAGCGGUACUGAAGACAUUGGCCAGCUGAAGCAAAGUGUAGAAGCCCUGGAGGAGUUCAGCCGACAGUUGUUUCUGGAGACGGUAGAGAUACACAACAUGAUGGAAAGGAUAGAGUGGUCCAAAACCUUCAAAGGGAAAUACUUCAACUUUAUCGGCUACUUCUUCUCAUUGUACUGCAUAUGGAAGAUAUUUAUAUGCACUAUCAACAUUGUCUUCGAUCGCGUCGGGAAGGUUGACCCCGUGACAAGGGGAAUGCAGAUUGCUGUCCAUUACAUGGGAUUCGACGUUGAUGUGAAGUUUUGGUCGCAGCAUAUAUCUUUUAUUCUGGUUGGCAUCAUCGUCAUCACUUCUAUACGGGGCCUCUUGAUAACGCUCACUAAGUUUUUCUAUGCAAUUUCAAGCAGCAAGUCCUCCAACAUAAUUGUCUUGGCUCUUGCUCAAGUCAUGGGAAUGUACUUUGUUUCAUCAGUGCUGUUGAUAAGAAUGAAUAUGCCUGCAGAAUAUAGGUCUAUCAUCACAGAAGUACUGGGCGAGCUACAGUUCAACUUCUACCACCGGUGGUUUGAUGUAAUAUUUCUUGUCAGUGCGCUCACGAGCAUCGGCUUUCUUUAUUUGGCCCACAAGCAGGGCCCUGAACGUGACACUGUGCAGUAACUCGGCUGCUUGAUGAUUGACAACACUUGUUUCACAUGGGCAUACUAGAUAGAUGUUCACGCCUGGCUGAGCAGUGCUUAUAAAACAGUGUCAAGUCCUGGCACACACUGAUCAGCCAUACUGCCAUGAUAAUACUGACAGGAUCGAAGGCUGAGGCUGCGAAAUUUUCGCUGAAGAGAAGACUCCAGAGCCUGCGAUGAUAAAACACCGCUCAUAUUGUGUUCUAAUAAACUAUUCAUCUAUAUUUUCAUAUUCA
Messenger RNA from Rhipicephalus microplus (southern cattle tick), 1787 nucleotides. It is a transcript of the gene GPHR, whose product is annotated as Golgi pH regulator. Lineage: Eukaryota; Metazoa; Arthropoda; Arachnida; Ixodida; Ixodidae. The record is from RefSeq and is a predicted model, not a curated record. Gene Ontology annotation, cellular component: Golgi cisterna membrane. Gene Ontology annotation, molecular function: voltage-gated monoatomic anion channel activity. Gene Ontology annotation, biological process: intracellular pH reduction.